This is a messenger RNA of Coregonus clupeaformis (lake whitefish), 2004 nucleotides long. Its product is annotated as protein Wnt-7a. Gene Ontology annotation, biological process: canonical Wnt signaling pathway; neuron differentiation; multicellular organism development. The transcript has 4 exons. Gene Ontology annotation, molecular function: frizzled binding; cytokine activity. The record is from RefSeq and is a predicted model, not a curated record. The coding region runs from base 348 to 1400 and encodes 350 amino acids. Gene Ontology annotation, cellular component: extracellular region. NCBI's taxonomy places the organism in Eukaryota, Metazoa, Chordata, Actinopteri, Salmoniformes, Salmonidae.
AUGUCUUCUCUGAACACGCCCCGGAUAGAUGAGCCAGAUAUAUAGAUCAUGCGGGUAGCAAAGGAACUGUGAGAAGGAGAUAAUCACACUACAAGACUUGCUCAUCCUCAGUUUUACCUGUGACAUCCUCGCAAUGACAAGCCGGCGCAGCAAAGGAGCCACUUAAGAGGAAUUUACGGAUAUCAUUACAGCUAGGGUACUAUAUAAAAUUAGUGAGAGUAUCUAUUGGGGAUAUUCGUUGGUACCGACUUGGACUAACUUUGGAUACCUGGACAGUGACUAUCGGAGAAUAUCUAUCUAUUCAUCGCUUUCGCUUACACAUUGCAUGAAACUAAGAGUGAAGCACCAUGAGUCGGAAAACUAGACGUUGGAUUUUUCGGGUUUUGCUUUGCCUUGGGAUUGUCUAUUUGAAAAUCGGUGGCUUUUCAUCCGUGGUCGCGCUAGGUGCAAGUAUAAUCUGUAACAAGAUUCCCGGGUUGGCUCCCCGACAGCGGAUAAUCUGCCAGAGUCGCCCCGAUGCCAUUAUCGUCAUCGGAGAGGGAGCCCAAAUGGGGAUAAACGAGUGUCAGUUUCAAUUCAAAAAUGGGCGCUGGAACUGCUCUGCGCUGGGAGAGAGAACGGUCUUCGGAAAAGAGUUGAAAGUGGGCAGUAAAGAGGCUGCGUUCACCUACGCCAUCAUUGCGGCCGGAGUUGCCCACGCCAUCACUGCAGCCUGUACGCAGGGAAACCUGAGUGACUGCAGCUGUGACACGGAGAAGCAGGGUUUCUACAGUAAAGGCCAGGGCUGGAAGUGGGGCGGCUGUUCAGCAGAUAUCAGCUACGGCCUGGGCUUCUCCAAGGUGUUCGUUGACGCCAGGGAGGUCAAACAGAACGCCAGGUCUCUCAUGAACCUGCAUAACAACGAGGUGGGACGCAAGAUCCUGGAGAAGAACAUGCAUCUGGAAUGCAAGUGUCACGGUGUUUCGGGCUCCUGCACCACUAAAACCUGCUGGACUAAACUUCCCAAGUUCCGCGAGCUCGGCUACAUUCUCAAAGAGAAGUAUGCCCAUGCUGUGCACGUGGAACCGGUCAAAGCCAGCCGCAACAAGCGGCCCAAAUUCCUCAAGAUCAAGAAGCCCUACUCCUACCGGAAGCCCAUGGACACAGACCUUGUGUUCAUCGAGAAGUCCCCUAACUACUGCGAGGCGGACCCGGUGACAGGCAGUAUGGGGACGCAGGGCCGGAUGUGUAAUAAGACUGUUACGCAGCAGAUCAGUGGCUGUGACCUGAUGUGCUGCGGACGGGGGUACAACACACACCAGUACUCCCGCGUGUGGCAGUGCAACUGCAAGUUCCUGUGGUGCUGCUACGUCAAAUGCAACACCUGCAGCGAGAGGACAGAGGUGUACACCUGCAAAUGACAGUAUUUAUUGGACCGUUGGAUGUGUGUGUGUGUGUGUGUGUGUCUGUGUGUGGAUGUGUGUGUGUGUGUGCAUAGUGGACAUUUUGUAGGUAAUGGAUCAAUGCUGUUUUUGCAGCAAUAGACAUGGAGGAACCAUAAGCAGAAGAUGGAACAACAGCGAUUUUUCUGCACACAAUGCUCCUUCUCCCCUCUCAUUGGACAUAUACUGGGAUGCCUGCAACAGAUCACCAUAAAGGGAAACACACUGUGUCCUGGAUGCCAGGAUGGGACAGCCUCAGGACAUGAACUAUAACACACUGAGCUAUCUGCCAGCCAGCCAGCCUAUAUUUUUGGACUAGGUGUCAAUACUGAGACUGUUAAAAAGCUAUGGAUGUAUGUGUACUAUUUGUUGACUGUAGAGUGAAUCGAUUCCCCCAACGCUCACCAUGAAUCAAUGCUGGAUAUAAUGCUGGACUGUGCUACUACUGUAGUUCUCUGUACCUGUACACUCUUAGAAAAAAUGGUUAUAGAAGGGGUCUUCGGCUGUACCAAUAGGAUAACCCUUUUGGGUUCCAUGUAGAACCCUCUGUGGAAAGGGUUUUACAUGGAACCCACAAGGUUUC